GCGAGGCUAAGCGGCUUGAGUCCAGUCUGUGCGGCAGAGGCAGGAAGAUGGCGGCGCAGGACAGCGAUUCCUCUCAGCAACUGGCUCUGGGCAACGGCGAGGUGAGCAGCAAUGGAGCUGCAGGGGGAGAUCAGGCUGUACCGACAGCACAGGAGCAGCAGCCAUCACCUCAGCAGCCUCCCAACGCCUGGCAGGUCAUCAAGGGGGUCCUCUUCAGAAUAUUUAUCAUCUGGGCAAUCAGCAGUUGGUUCCGUCGUGGGCCCUCCACUCCGGAUCAAAGCAGUCCGAUGGGUGCGCCACAAGCUCCCAGCCGGAAUCUCUUCCCCAGGGACACGCUCAUGGUAAAGGAAUAACAGAAGCAGUGAUCCCAAUGCCAGCCACAGUGGCUUUUAACCCGUUAUAGUGACUGCACGCGGGUGAAGAACAUGAAGCAAAUAUAAUAGGACCCCAGCACAUUGUGUAGUGCCUGCUCAUUGGUGGUAGAACAAAAUACACUCUGAGGGGCUGGUGGGAAAGGGCUGCUGGCCUUGGUGUUCUGGACUUUCUGUUUCGAUUCCAGUGAGGC
Molecule: messenger RNA, 565 nt
Organism: Polyodon spathula (Mississippi paddlefish)
Lineage: Eukaryota; Metazoa; Chordata; Actinopteri; Acipenseriformes; Polyodontidae
Product: cleft lip and palate transmembrane protein 1 homolog
Exons: 3
Coding region: 48-353 (101 amino acids)
Source: RefSeq, a predicted model, not a curated record